Messenger RNA from Cynocephalus volans (Philippine flying lemur), 1259 nucleotides. RefSeq names its product mercaptopyruvate sulfurtransferase (gene MPST). Gene Ontology annotation, molecular function: thiosulfate-cyanide sulfurtransferase activity. The coding region runs from base 88 to 981 and encodes 297 amino acids. Lineage: Eukaryota; Metazoa; Chordata; Mammalia; Dermoptera; Cynocephalidae. The record is from RefSeq and is a predicted model, not a curated record. Gene Ontology annotation, cellular component: mitochondrion. The transcript is spliced from 3 exons.
GGCUGCGAGUGGCCGCGGCGGUGGGCUGUGUCCGAGUCUCCUCCCUUUGGCCGGUCGCAGGCCUGCAGCCCGAGUGUCGCCGCCGCCAUGGCCUCGACGCAGCUCUUCCGCGCGCUCGUGUCGGCCCAGUGGGUGGCCGAGGCGCUGCGGGCUCCACGGGCCGGGCCGCCCGUGCAGCUGCUCGACGCCUCCUGGUACCUGCCCAAGCUGGGCCGCGACGCGCGGCGCGAGUUCGAGGAGCGCCACAUCCCGGGCGCCGCCUUCUUUGACAUCGACCAGUGCAGCGACCGCACGUCGCCCUACGACCACAUGCUGCCCGGCGCGGCGCACUUCGCCGAGUACGCGGGCCGCCUGGGCGUGGGCGCGGCCACACACGUCGUGGUCUACGACGCCAGCGACCAGGGCCUCUACGCGGCGCCGCGCGUCUGGUGGAUGUUCCGCGUCUUCGGCCACCGCGCCGUGUCGCUGCUCGACGGCGGCCUCCGCCACUGGCUGCGCCUGGGCCUCCCGCUCAGCUCCGGCAAGAGCCACCCGGUGCCCGCCGAGUUCCACGCCAAGCUCGACCCCGCCUUCGUCAAGACCUACGAGGACAUCAAGGAGAACCUGGAAUCCCGGCGCUUCCAGGUGGUGGACGCCCGCGCCGCCGGCCGCUUCCGCGGCACCGAGCCCGAGCCCCGAGACGGCAUUGAACCUGGCCACAUCCCGGGCACCGUGAACAUCCCUUUCACAGACUUCCUGACCCAAGAGGGCCUGGAGAAGAGCCCCGAGGAGAUCCGCCGCCUGUUCCAGGAGAAGAAGGUGGACCUGUCCCAGCCACUGGUGGCCACAUGUGGCUCCGGUGUCACGGCCUGCCAUGUGGCACUGGGGGCCUACCUCUGCGGCAAGCCUAACGUGUCCAUCUAUGAUGGCUCCUGGGUGGAGUGGUACAUGCGCUCCCAGCCAGAGGACAUCAUCUCUGAGGGCCGAGGGAAGACCCACUGAGGCUGGGCUGGACACAAGCAAGCUUGGGCAAUGCCCAACCACUAGCAGCCCAGCCUGGUUCUGACUCUGCCUUAACCAAGAGAGUGUUUCUUCAUCCAACUCAGGUGGUAUUUGGGGUGACAUCCCAGAGGCCAGGAAUUCCGUCAACUCAUGGGCUCCCAGUGGUGGAAGGAGAGAAGGCUGUGGGUGAGCACUUGAUGGGUCCCAUGUGGUGAUUAGCUGGGUCCCCACCUCCCUUUUGUCUUACUGCUGAGGAAAUAAAGCAGCCAAGUGCCAAA